AUGGACGCAAUACUAACUCCCAACUGGGGACUCGUUCUUCUAAUAUCACCCUUCCUCUUUCUCAUUGCCGUCGGCAUCCGUAAUCGCUACUUCCACCCCCUAUCCUGCUUUCCAGGACCAUUUUUAGCCAGCACCGGUCCCCUUUAUUCGAUGUGGGCAAGUAACACUGGCCGCGAACAUGAGAUCAUCGCAAGCCUGCACAAGAAGUACGGACCGAUAGUGCGAUACCAGUCUGAUAUGCUUCAAUUCGCGGAGGCGGGCAUGGUGCCCGUCAUAUAUUCUCGCUACGCAAACAAGACCGAAUUUAACCGCAUAAACCUGCCCGGACAGGUGCCGGGUGUAGCGGGGUUGAUCGAGCAUAAGGAGCAUUCGGCUCGUCGCAAGCAGAUUGCGAGCAUGUAUAGCAUGAGUGCGGCGAAGCAGGUGGAGGAUAUGGUGGAUAUGAGAAUUAUGGAGUUCAAGAGCAGGGUGAGGGAGAAAUAUGUAGGUGUAGGGAAGAAACUGGAUUUCGCGAGGUGGACACAGUAUUUUGCAUAUGAUGUGAUCAGCGAGGUAGCGUUUGGCAAGCCAUUGGGGUUCAUGGCCUCCAACUCGGACGUGCAUAAUCUCAUUGCUUCAGCACACAACGGCCUAGUCGUGCUGGUUACCCUUGCCAGAUCCGAUUGGCUCAAAAAAGCAGUGCGACACCCGUUAGUAAUGAAAUAUUUUACACCAGCCAUGAGCAAAGAGACAGGAAUUGGGCGGUUAUUAGAAGAGCGGGAUACAAUUGUUGCAGAGAGAAUCAAUGAACAAUCAACUGGGGCUCAUAUAGGGAAACGAGCAGAUUUGAUGCAGCACCUCCUAAAUACCCGGGAUACCGCCGCGCCCCUUACACUCAAUGAAAUCAAAGCGGAGCUUCUCGUGGUCAUGUUUGCUGGCUCCGAUACUACCGCCGCUACCCUCCGUGGGAUCCUCCUCAAUCUCCUCCACACACCUAGCUACUAUCAAACGCUCAUCUCUGAGAUCGAUGCCUACACUGCUGCGCGCCCACCCUUCUCGGUGAUCUCCUACGACGAUGCCUACGCCCUCCCUUACCUCACCGCCUGCAUCAAAGAAUCCAUGCGCUUCUCUCCUGCCACACCCUCCAUCUUGCCUCGGUACCCAAAUAAGGGCGGCCUCACGCUUGCCGACGGCCGCUACAUCCCAGAGUUCACAAAGAUGACUGUCAACGCCCGCGUCUGUCAGCGGGACCCCAAGGUGUAUGGCGAAGAUGCAGACGUGUAUAACCCGCAGCGGUGGUUGGAAGGUGGGGACAAGGUGCGAGAAAUGGAGCGCCAUGAUAUCCACUUUGGCGCGGGCUCGAGAACGUGUCUCGGGAAGAAUAUUGCGUAUCUGGAACUGUGGAAAAUGACGUUUGAGUUUUUCCGCACGUUUAAACCGACGAUUGUGGAGCCGGAGAAAAUGACGAUUAGGAAUAUCGGGUUGUUGGUACACGAUAAGCUGUAUGUGCAACUUGAGGAAAGGGCAUAG
Messenger RNA from Morchella importuna, 1509 nucleotides. RefSeq lists its product as uncharacterized. The transcript is spliced from 4 exons. Gene Ontology annotation, molecular function: iron ion binding; monooxygenase activity; oxidoreductase activity, acting on paired donors, with incorporation or reduction of molecular oxygen. Lineage: Eukaryota; Fungi; Ascomycota; Pezizomycetes; Pezizales; Morchellaceae. The record is from RefSeq and is a predicted model, not a curated record. Bases 1 to 1509 code for a protein of 502 amino acids.